AGAACUUAGAUCAAAUGAGGUGCUGAACUGGACAAGCGACAAAAGCAUAGUAACUUUCAUGCCAAACAGAACUUACGUUUUUGAUCCGGAGACAUCUUGUGAAGGCUGUGAUGACAAGAAGGAUACAUUUACGAGUGUGAAUAUUCCACUUAUGACUCUGGCUUUGUGGGUAAGGAACAACAACUAUGACAAGAAGCAUGUAUUCUGUUUCUUUGGAAUCGAAAUUGAAGCCGAAGCAUUUAAAGUCAAGUUGUUUCAAAAAAAGACAGUGAAUCAAAUCCUCUGGGGGUACAAAGAUCCAUUCCUGGAGUUCUUAAUAAGUGCUUCGCAAGGAAUUCAUAUACCCCUCAUAAAUAAAACUGUCACUUGCCCAGGGCAGGAUGGACUUACAGACUUUAUCCAGUUACAGUAUAACAACACGUAUUAUGGAGUGAGUGCUGUGAACACUGGACAAACAGACAUCAACAAGCUUGAACAAUUUACUAUGUGGAGAGGAGAAUCCCGUUUGUCAUGGUGGAGCGACAAGUAUGCAAACAUGAUUAAUGGAACAGAUGGUACUCAAUUUUCCCCUGGUGUUAAGAAAGAUGACACAUUUUAUGCCUUUUCUCCUGAAGUUUGCAGAUCUUUAUAUUUUGUCUAUGAAUCCGAUCAGACUGUAAAGGACAUUAACCUGUUACGCUUCACUGCACCGAAGGAGCUCUAUUUGAGUGGUGAUGUUUACAAGCCUAAUAAAGGAUUCUGCGUGCCUCCAGGCUGUCUGCCGACUGGUUUGCUGAAUAUCAGCCGUUGUCAGCCAUUGAAUCCACCAGUAGUUUUAUCGCCGCCGCAUUUCUACCAAAGUGAUAAAUCUUUGUUAAAAGCAGUUGAAGGGCUCAACCCAGAGAAGAGUAAACACGAAACCUACGUUGAUAUCGAACCGAUUACUGGCAUUGUUAUGAGGGCAGCUAAAAGAAUUCAAAUCAACGUCGCCGUGGAACCUGUGAAGAUGUUUGCUCCAACCAAUUUAAACUUUUCGAGAGUUUUCCUUCCUGUGAUGUACGCCAGUGAGAGUUUUGUAAUUACCGACGGGAAAGCAGCAGAUUUUCGUCACAAGGUGUACUUGCCAAUCACAAUAACAGAGGUGAUAGAAUAUUUUCUGAUGGGGUUGGGUGCCCUUUUCAUACUAGUGGCCUUGUUGUUGCUGCUGUUUGCUACCACCAAGAAGAAGAACGCUUUGGAAUUGCGUGUAAAUGAGGGUGAUGGUCACGCCAAAGAUGAUGAGAGGCGUCCACUUAUUGGUGAUGGUAGUGCGAUGUACACCUAGAAAAAGCAUCUUACACCUACAAUCAAGAAAACGAAAUGGAGAAAUGCUGAGAAAUGUUUAUUGCAAGGAUAAGAGGAUGUCGGAAAAUCACGGAAGGACUUCUUUUUUGUAAUUACAUACCUACUUUGUAAUUGUUGCGGAAAGCUUCGUUUGAUUGCAAGAGCUUUUAAUUAUUUCUUUUGUGAAAAUGGAACUUCAUGCGCAUUCAACUAGCGAUGAUACUCAAAUUAAUGUAGAAAUUGUAGAAUUAUGAACAACUUAACAAAUACGCAUGGUUAUUUAUAAAGUUAAAGUAACAACCUAGGAUAACUUUUGUUUGCCAGUGUUAAAAUGAAAGAAAAGAACACAUCACGGUCUUCCUAGCCGGGUCAACCCAGCGAGAAGAGCUGAUCCAGCUUUUUCGCAUGUAAACCGCUUACAAACAUUUCACUGCAUAAGGUUUUCCUUCUCAGUGAUUGAACUCGGGUUAACAGGUAACUCGAAUUCGUACAAAGAGGACCCCUCCUAACUGUGUAGAAAGUGAUACGGAACUGCAUUGGUCUUGCUACACUUGAUCUUGUGAUUGAUCCAGAGAUUUCACACAUCAUUGUCUCGAUCAAGCAGAUGUCAGGACUUAAGCCUCCAUAAGCUCUCAUUACAAUUUCAGUACAAUCACAAGCUGACAAGUGAUGAGAACACAGAAAUAUAUCAAUUUUAAGAGGGAUUCUUUGUUGAUUCAAUACCAAAUUCUCCAAACUAGCAUCAUAAAAAUAGUAUGGCAGACAUAAGGAGAAUUACUAUUGCGAUCUUGCAAGUGAAAGAGUAAAAUGCGAUAGUAACGGACCAAAUGCGACUUUCUUAGUCACCCUUUGACGCGGUUUGGACAAUUUGCUUUGUCUUCACCUGGAUUACCAAUUUGUUCCUAGUGCUGUUUCUCCCUGUUCCUUGUUAACCCUUACCUCCCAAGAUCUGAAUUUUAAUUCUCCCCUCUAGCUGCAGCACAUUUCCUUGUUAAUUGGUUACGAGAAUUUGCUGCUCAAACAAGGAACCAGCCACUAAUUGAUGAGUUUGAGUAUUCUCACUGCCUGUUUGCUGGACGAUGUAUGGAUAUCAUAAGGAGAAGUUACAUAUUGAUUACUUCUGGGAGUUAAAGGGCUAAUUACUUGGGCUUUUUACUCUAAGGCUCGUAGAAAAAUAAUUUUUUCGGACAUUAAACACCUUGUAAUGCAGCUACGCAAGUCUCUAGCAACAAAAACAACUUGAAAAAUAUUAUUAAAGAAGCGUUAAGUAAAUUGGAGACGAUAUCAUUAAAUUUAAUGUUAUUAGAUGUAAAACAUCAAAAGCUUUUUAGGGCUGAGUUUUUCAAAACUUUAGGACACUGUUGCCUUGGUUACUGCCAGUCCAGUUAAACCUGGCUCACUGCCAGUCAUACUUUGAACAACUCAGCCUUAGAUGGACAUGUCGAACUGUACUCAUUUAACGUGUUUCAAGAGAAAAUUUGUGCCGCUAUUUUGAUGUUGAUCACAGUUGUUCAUCUGUCGAAAUUUUAAAGUGCUUUUGUUUUUACUUAAAUGCAUUAAAGUUACUUUUGUAAAAAGUG
Stylophora pistillata is the source of this 2882-nucleotide messenger RNA. Its product is annotated as lysosome membrane protein 2. NCBI's taxonomy places the organism in Eukaryota, Metazoa, Cnidaria, Anthozoa, Scleractinia, Pocilloporidae. Gene Ontology annotation, molecular function: scavenger receptor activity. Gene Ontology annotation, cellular component: cytoplasm; membrane. The record is from RefSeq and is a predicted model, not a curated record.